This is a messenger RNA of Anastrepha ludens (Mexican fruit fly), 3572 nucleotides long. RefSeq names its product helicase POLQ-like (gene mus301). The coding region runs from base 129 to 3551 and encodes 1140 amino acids. Gene Ontology annotation, molecular function: nucleic acid binding; ATP binding. The record is from RefSeq and is a predicted model, not a curated record. Lineage: Eukaryota; Metazoa; Arthropoda; Insecta; Diptera; Tephritidae. The transcript is spliced from 9 exons.
UUGUACAUCGUGGCAUCCACACGUAUUUCAACAAUCAGAUGUUUUCUAUUUAUUUCUAUACAUGAAAUUCAAAGGCGCGCAAUUUUUAAACCAAAUUCAUUUGAGUGCUGGUUAUCAUAAAAACUAACAUGUCAAAAAAAGUGCGUAAGGUCCAAUGGAGUUCUCCUGAAUUAACGACCAAACGAAAAUGCUUGGGUACGGUGCAUCAAACCCAAAAUCUGUUCUGGCCGGAAGAUGAAGAGGAUAGUUUUUUUACAGUUUCGAAAUUGAACUCGGUGAUAAAUGAUAAAAUUUGCACUAAUAUACUUGGUGAAAAGAACAGUUCAGAUUUUACUAGCCUUGAAAGAGAUUCCAACUUAUUCUGUUCUCAAACAGCUUUGGGUGUUAAUCAGGAGCAACAAGUUUCUGGAACUCAACAAAAUAACAUUUCCCAAUUAAGCAACUUCAAUGAAGAAACUUUUUUAUCGAAAUCUGUAUUGGAUAACAUUAUGACAGGAUGUAAUAAAACUAUUCAGAAUAAGAAUUAUGAAAACGACGAUAAGAGUUUCUUAACUAUCUCUGCAGUGGAACAUUUACUUAGCGACACUCCCUUAGUGCUUUUUUCGAGCCCGAAUGAAGGUAACGAUAUAGAUAAAAAUCAAUUGAAAGAUACUGCUCCAUUGGAUGUUGAAAAUGCUUGCAAUUUCCAUCAUAAUACCGCUGAUGACGGCAUGUUUAACACCAUUAACUUACAUACUGAGCAAGAGGAUGAAAGCCAAAAACAGUUAAAGAUAGAUGACACGUUAUUUGCGAACAUAAAUAUAGAAGAAGACUUGACCAAGGAUGAUGAUAGAGAGCUAUUUACAGAAGUUAUUGCACAUGAUACGGAGAUUCAAAACUCCCAAAGAUUUCUAGAUGACCUUGCGAUAUUUAAGGUGCCACGCAUGGUACAGCCAAUAGAAAACAAAUCAAAUACCCUUCAAGAGCGUGACGGUGUUAUGCGUGGAUCGCAGUACGUGGUACACAGUGAUUUGGUAAAUACUACGGCACUCUCGAACCUUUCACGGCUGGACUGGGACUCCCAGGCAUUUUCCGAUAAGUUCGAAAAUGAUUUCCCAAGCAAAGGUGACUUCUUUGGGCUUCCAGAAAAAGUUAAGCAAAUGAUUUUCCAACAUAAGGGUAUACAAAAUUUAUAUGAAUGGCAGGAAGAAUGUUUAAAUUUGCCAGCUAUUCAUAUGCGCAAAAACUUGAUCUAUGCUCUGCCAACGAGCGGAGGUAAAACGCUUGUUGCUGAAAUAUUAAUGCUGAGGGAGGUGUUGUGCCGAGAAAAGGAUGUACUUUUUAUACUACCUUACGUCUCAAUAGUACAAGAAAAGGUCAGCGCUAUGUCUCCAUUUGCAAUAGCAAUGAAUUUUAUCGUGGAUGAAUACACCGCCGGAAAAGGAAAAUGCCCACCAAUGAAGCGGAAAAAACGUAAAAGUAUAUUUAUAGCUUCGAUAGAGAAAGGUGCUGUUUUAAUAGAUAGCUUAAUCGAGGCGCAACGGGCUGAUGAAAUAGGGUUGGUUGUGGUCGACGAAUUACAUCUAAUAGGUGAAAAGGGACGUGGCGCCAUAUUGGAGGCAUUACUUACCAAGAUUAUGUUCAUAGACGUUAAUAUCCAAAUUGUGGGCAUGAGUGCAACUAUUGGAAAUCUUACAGAAGUUUCUACCUUCUUAAAAGCAGAUAUAUAUACUCGAAGUUUUCGCCCUGUUGAGCUAAGGGAGUUUAUAAAAUGUGGCAAUGAUAUAUUGGAGAUAAAUACGGCAGGCAAAACCUUGGAGGAAGUUUUCGUUUACAGCCGUAGCGUUAAUUUUAAUUACAGCGAAUCCUUAACACGAUCCGACCCGGAUCACCUGGCUGGAUUGGUUGCAGAAUGCGCUCCCGAACAUUGUGUGCUUGUAUUUUGUCCAUCGCGAAAGAACUGCGAGAAUGUCGCUUUGCUGUUGAGCCGUAUUUUACCAAAUUGCACAACCUCUUGCAAUCCGUACAGAAAAUUUGUCCAACAUCGAAAACGUGAAAAGGAAGAUCUAAUGGAUGCAUUGGAUAAGGUGUGUGGUGUGCUUGGAGAUGUCUUAGCUAAGAGUAUACCUUAUGGCAUAGCGUACCAUCACUCUGGUCUUACUAUUGAUGAACGGAAGUUCAUUGAGACCGCAUAUCGCUUUGGAGUAUUAAGCGUAAUUUGUUGCACAUCUACUUUAGCAGCUGGUGUGAAUCUCCCUGCAAAGCGUGUCAUCAUACGUGCACCUUUUGUGGGUUCGGACUUUAUGACACUUUGCCGUUAUAAACAAAUGGUAGGACGUGCUGGACGUGCUGGCAUGGGUGAAGCCGGUGAAAGUUUUCUUAUUACAACUAGUCAAAACAAUGUACGUGUUGGCGAAAUGCUUUUCUCACCAAUGGACAAAGCCAUAACUUCUUUAGAUCACGAAAAUUGUAUCGGUUUACAGGGUUUGGUUUUAAGUGCGAUUGGUUUGGAAAUUGCUACAUGCCGUUCUGAUUUGUAUCGACUUGUGGGUAGCACUUUGCUUUCAGUUCAAGCUCCAGAAUUAAAACUUACAACAGAAGAAAUGGUACUGCAACUUAUUCGUGAAAUGUUCAAACACAAAGUACUAGAGUUGUGCGCAUCGACGGCAGCAGUAAAAGAUAACAUAUCGAGCAUACUUACUACACAGGAUGUUGGUACUGCCACAAAACGCGCAUCACAAGAACAUCGUCGGCUUUUUGUUAGCAAAUCAACACGUUUCCAGUUAACUAAUAUUGGCCGUGCAGCUUUUAAAGCUGGCAUUGACUAUAAACGGACAUACGCAAUACACGCCGAGCUAAAAUUCGCACAAAAAAAACUAAUAUUGACGAACUAUGCACACCUCCUGUAUCUUGUGGUAGCUUUCAAUUCAAAUGUGAAGGGUGAUGAAUUAUUUCCCGCCGAUGCGGGUAUACUUUAUCGGCAAUAUAUGUCAUUAGAUGACACUACGCAGGAACUAUUCAAACUUCUUGGAUUUACUGAAUCGAAUGCAGUGAAAAUGGCAAGAACGUUGUCCGUUCAAGGGCCGCUUGAAUUGAAAUUGAAUCGUCUCUAUAAAGUGUUGGUUUUGAUUGACAUUUUAAAUUUAAAACCUCUGCAUAUAGUGGCGUCCCGAUACCAGGUAGAGCGGGGCAUGCUUCAGACCCUUAUUAAUCAGUCAAUUGCCGCGGCCAGUGCAAUUGUGCGACUCUGCGAACAGCUUGAUUACUUUUGGUGUUUCAAAGCACUCUUGGAGCGAAUAGGCGCAAAGUUGGAUCGAUGUGGUACAAUGGAAUUGGAACCGUUGCUAGAUCUACCGUCCGUUAAAAUUAAUCGUGCUAAACAACUCUAUAGGGCAGGUUUCAAGACAAUCGAAGCUAUAGCGAAAUGUAAACCCAUUCAAUUAUCGAGUUCGGUUGAGCAUAUGCCAAUGAAAAUAGCAAAAGAGAUUAUUUCGGCAGCAAAGAUUAUAUUAAUGAAGAAGUUAGACUAUCUCGAAGAAGAGGCUGAGGCACUAAAAAUGUGUCUGAAAUAGGAUAACGCUAGGAAUAUAGAU